Hyalella azteca is the source of this 1606-nucleotide messenger RNA. Its product is annotated as short-chain dehydrogenase/reductase family 9C member 7. The record is from RefSeq and is a predicted model, not a curated record. The transcript is spliced from 7 exons. Gene Ontology annotation, molecular function: oxidoreductase activity. Lineage: Eukaryota; Metazoa; Arthropoda; Malacostraca; Amphipoda; Hyalellidae. The coding region runs from base 35 to 1135 and encodes 366 amino acids.
UUCACCAUCGCACGCAGAGUUGCACUUCCCGAACAUGGCUCUGAUAUGGCCAAAGCAGAAGCAUUACUGCGCUACUUUCUUCGUUGUCUGGGCUAUGCUGUACAUGCUGAGCUGCCACUGGGUUGUAAAGGGACUCGCUGUCGGAUUUUUUAGUCUGUACGUUGCAGACUUGGCUCUUAAAAUACAUGAAGAAUUCUUCAAAGAAAAGACGUACAUCAAAGAUACCGAGAAGAAGGCUGUCUUCAUUACAGGAUGCGACUCCGGCUUCGGCAACAAGCUGGCACAGAGGCUCGCGAACAUGGGCUUCACGGUUUUUGCUGGGUGCCUGUAUCCUGAAGGUUCAGGCGCGAAGGAGCUAGGGAAGGAUAAGAAAAUCGUCGUGAUCAAACUGGACGUGGUCGAACAAUGUGACAUCGAAAAAGCUGUACAAGUUGUCAAAGAGUAUCUGGAUAAAUCUGAACUCAAGCUGUGGAGCAUCGUGAACAACGCCGGGAUCGCGUUGGGUGGUGAAGUAGAGUUAUUGACGAUGUCGACGUACCGACGAGUGCUGGAGGUGAACUCGCUGGCGCCCGUGGCCGUUACUAAAGCCUUUCUGCCUUUGCUGCGUCAGGCACGAGAGGGAAGGGUAGUCAAUGUCGCCUCUAUUGCAGGACGUUACACUAUGUAUGGCUUCACGGCCUACUGCAUGAGCAAGCACGCAGUCGUAGCCUUCAGCGACGGACUGCGUAUCGAGAUGAAGAAAUGGAACAUCUCCGUGCAUACUAUAGAGCCCGCGCUCUACAAAACGAACAUCUGCUCGCAUGAUGCCAUGAGGCUGAAUGACGCUAAAGUGUGGCAGGAGGCUCCUGACGAGGCUAAAGAAGCGUACGGCAAAGAUUUCUUCGACGCCCGAUGCGCGGCGCGCAGAAUGUUCGUCGAAGCCACUGGUCGGGCGCCGGAAAAAAUUCAUGAGGUCGUCGAUGAUCUCGUGGACGCCGUUGCUUCCGAGACACCAAAAAUACGUUACCUGCCGAGCUUGUCGGGCAAGAUUUUCAAUAGGAUUAUGAGCCAAAUGCCUUUCGAGGUUCAGCACUGGCACUUCAGUAAGUAUUGCCAAGCCCUGACGCCAGCCAAGGCAUCCGUCAACUCACUCUAAGCACCUUAGCUCCGAACCGCUGGAUUGGUUGCAUUCACAAUCGAUUCUUUACGCUUGGCCUCAAGUAAGAAGAGUUAUUAUUUAUCAUUUCUGGCCAGAUGUGGGACUUGGCCACAGACAACGGCGCUCAUCACAUUAGAAAGCAGUUUAUGGACUAACUAACAUAAAUUCAGAGCGUAUGCUACCACAAUAUCUCAAGGGUAGCAAAUGUUCGUAAAUACACUAAUUUGUCUCGGGGUUGAAAACGUCGAUGGGCAGUGAAACUUGGCUAGGCGUUGACAUCCCCAGCAUAUUGGAUUUUAAUUGACUUGACAAAAUGCUUAUGAUAUCCAGGAAUCAUUUUUAGUCCUUUAAUUAAUGGCUUAAUUUUGCUUCAAUUUCAGCGAAUGAAAUUCGAUUUUUUCUUUUCCGUACAACUGGAUAGAAAACAUUUUUAUACAAUAAUUAUAAUGAAAAUAACUUGGACAAUAA